Arabis nemorensis is the source of this 363-nucleotide messenger RNA. The record is from the annotation of a GenBank genome assembly. NCBI's taxonomy places the organism in Eukaryota, Viridiplantae, Streptophyta, Magnoliopsida, Brassicales, Brassicaceae.
AUGAGAUUCAAUCGGAUUGAUUUGGAGGUGCUGAUUGAGGCUUUUCAAUCGACUUAUAUUCGGGAGUUGUUCCUCUCUCGGCCUCUCACAGAAAUCUCAAACCUCUCCGGCAAGCUGCACACAAAGUCGAGAUUUCAUCCCAAUCUAAUGGCGUUUUUUGGUAAAAUGAUCGAUGCUAACAACGAGAGGAAGCACCCUGCGCCACUGCAACUCCCCCCCCCCUCAAUCGACAAAGAGCUAGUGAUGAAGAAGUUUGAGAAAACCUUGGUGGGUCGGGUCCUGAAUCUUCAAGCUCAGGAGCAUAGGGUCAAGGCUUUAAUCGCCUUUCUCCCAUCUAUGUGGAAGUGUGAAGGUAGGGCCUAG